AUUUUCGACCAGUUAGUCGGUAAAACUUUCCACUUAAUCUCCAAAAGUUUUAUUUGACCCCAUCUAGAAUAUUUAAAUAUCGUGUUUCCUCUCUCACUCCGAUGGGAUUAGAAUACUCUUGUGUAUAUCCAACGGUGAACUACGAAAUUAGUUCGAGGACUGAAAUUCAAACCUUAGGAAAAGCGCCUAAAACCAUUGAACCCGUAUCCAUCACAAUAUAGGCAUCUCACUAAUGACCUUUCAAUGACUUGGGGAAAAUUUGACUAAUUGCUCAAGGCGGUUGGUCCAAUAUAAUAUAAAUUAAUAUGAUCAUUGUAAUUAUGGGACCAUGUGGUUGCGGAAAAUCAACAGUAGGAAAUUCGUUGGCGAUUCGAACUAACUGGCCAUUUAUAGAAGGUGAUGACUAUCAUUCUGAUAGUAAUCGAUUUAAAACGUCUAUGGGAAUUCCGCUGAAUGAUGAAGAUCGUUUGCCAUGGCUUCGGUCCCUAAGAAAUGAGUUAAUGCAACACAAGAAUGCCAUAUUAGCAUGCAGUGCUUUGAAAAAGUCGUACCGAAAUAUUUUAUCCAGUAGCAACGAUGCAAAUUGUCAAACAAGAACACUUUUUGUGUUGCUGAGUGCAAAUAAAAAUCUGCUACAGAAACGGGUCAGUGAGCGCAAGGGACAUUUUGCACACCCUUCACUUAUAGAAAGUCAGUUAGAAACAUUGGAAUCAUUUGGAGAAGAUGAAGAAUAUCUUGUUAUUGAUGCUAGUAACUCUCUUACGGAUAUUACUCAACAGAUUAUCAAUAGUUUGUCCACAGGAGAACAUUUCUUCAAACAAUAAUCUUACUCCAUGUAUACAAAUAAAUCUGGAGACGACCCAAUGAAAGCGUCACAAUUCUGGGAAUUUUCACAUUCAGGACAGCUCAGAUUUCGAAAUUUCCAAUGAGAAGCAUACGCUCACUUAUAAAUAGUACUUUAGAAAAACAAAAUAUAUCGUUGAUGAAUUGGAAUCGCUUGAAAAGCUAUGGGAAUAUAGAUUUCAUUAUUUUAUUAUGCAAGGACAUAUAGCUAGAAGAUGAAAAUAAUUGGAAAAUGUAUAAAGGCAAAUCUGGGUGAUUUUAUUAUGGCUUUAGAUGAGAAAAUAAAAAGGACCAUUCCGAAUUCCAAAUAGAAACUAGUGAAUUGCUGGAGCAACUGAUUUUGACGUCACAAAAAGAACCAGACUUCAGACGAUCAUCAAAAAAUGCUACAUUGAACUAAAAAUACAAAGGUGUGAAAGAAAGCAACCUAAAAGAAUAUUGCUUCAAGAUGACAUUUAUUGUAACUAUUUCCUCUAAUUAUACAAAAAAGUGAUCAGAUAAUGCUUCAAAAGCGUCUCAACAUAUAUAUAAUAAGGCGAGUGGUAGAGUGCAACGUUUUUUAUACUAACCAACAUAUAGAAACUAAUAGUUUUAGGACAAAGAUGUAUAUAACCAAGCUAGCUCAGUCAUGAUACGAAAAUUAUGUCUGAGCAGACUCAACGAUUGAUAUCAAAAUAAUUUCGGCGUUCCUUCUGGCA
This is a messenger RNA of Schistosoma bovis, 1541 nucleotides long. The record is from the annotation of a GenBank genome assembly. NCBI's taxonomy places the organism in Eukaryota, Metazoa, Platyhelminthes, Trematoda, Strigeidida, Schistosomatidae.